This is a messenger RNA of Prunus armeniaca (apricot), 663 nucleotides long. The record is from the annotation of a GenBank genome assembly. NCBI's taxonomy places the organism in Eukaryota, Viridiplantae, Streptophyta, Magnoliopsida, Rosales, Rosaceae.
AUGGACAAAACUGGGCCAGUGGUGCACGCGAAUGCUAAAUGCUUUUCAAGGAUGAAGAAACUGAGACUUCUCAAUCUUGCUAAUGUGAACCUCUCUAAUGAUCUUGAAUAUCUCUCCGAUAAUUUACGAAGUCUUGAAUGGGCUGGGUAUCCUUCAAAAUAUUUCCCCUCACAUUUCAAUCCAGGGAACCUACUAGAACUUAACAUGUGCCAUAGUCACAUUGAAUCUUUUUGGAUGGGUGUUAAGCUUUUAUACAAUUUGAAAAUCAUUAAGCUCAGCCACUCUUUGAUGCAGGAAGUCCCUAUUACUCAAGACCUAUUUCAAUUUGUUGUUCCUGGAAAUGGAAUUCCCAAGUGCCAGAGUAUAUUGCAUGUACCUGUGUUGAUCACGCAGGUGUUCCGCAGUGGUUUGCCUGUACCUGCAGUAAGGUUAUUAUGUAGGUGUCUAGCCAGUGAAUUGCCUGUACCUGCUUUUGUAGGUGUUCGGCCAGUGUAUUCCCUGUACUUGCUUAUGGGGUGUCUGGAACAAUAUGUUGGGGAAGUCCCUAUUACUCAAGACCUAUUUCAAUUUGUUGUUCCUGGAAAUGGAAUUCCCAAGUGGUUCAAUCAUAAAUCUGUUGUGAAAAUACCUGUAGGAUGUCUAUAUAUGCCUAGAGAAGGUUAA